This is a messenger RNA of Pungitius pungitius (ninespine stickleback), 1685 nucleotides long. Its product is annotated as ras-related protein Rab-34. The record is from RefSeq and is a predicted model, not a curated record. NCBI's taxonomy places the organism in Eukaryota, Metazoa, Chordata, Actinopteri, Perciformes, Gasterosteidae. Gene Ontology annotation, cellular component: Golgi cisterna; phagocytic vesicle. Gene Ontology annotation, molecular function: GTP binding; GTPase activity. The coding region runs from base 189 to 956 and encodes 255 amino acids. The transcript is spliced from 11 exons. Gene Ontology annotation, biological process: phagosome-lysosome fusion; Golgi to plasma membrane protein transport.
UGGAGACGGUUCGUUGCUGAGAGCCUCAUUUUGUUCCGGAUUUGUUUUUUCGAGAGACUUUGAAUAUCACACGACAUCUCUCCUUCUGCAUUUCACCAGCCAGCAGUUACAGGUUUUGUGGGAGGACAAGUGGAGGAAAACAAAGUGAAAAGUUUGAAGGUGUGUGUGUAUUGAUCCACUGCAGCAGCAUGUUGCCACCCGUGAAGAAGGACCGGGUCAUUACUCAGCUCCCAAUGUGUUUCAGUCCGAAUGCAGCGCUGCACGUCAAAGAUGGCUUCCACCCACAGGUGAAGGCUGCAUGCCAGCUACAGAAGACGGACACAGUGAGCUUUAAUCUUGCAAAGGUCAUCGUGGUGGGAGAUGUUGCAGUUGGGAAAACGUGUCUGAUCAGCAGGUUUCGUAAGGGUGCUUUUGAAAAGAACUACAAAGCAACCAUCGGAGUGGAUUUUGAGAUGGAGCGUUUCGAGGUGCUCGGCGUUCCGUACAGUUUACAACUGUGGGACACGGCCGGUCAGGAGCGCUUCAAAUGCAUCGCUUCAACGUAUUACAGAGGAGCACAAGCCAUCAUCGUGGUGUUUGACCUGAGCAGUGUGAGCUCGCUGGCUCAUGCCAGGCAGUGGCUGGAGGACGCCAUGAGGGAAAACGACCCGUCCAGUGUUUUGCUGUUCCUCGUCGGUACCAAGAAAGACCUCAGUUCUCCUGAUCAGUUGGUUCAGAUUGAGCGGGAAGCCGUGAGACUCUCUGAGGAAAUCAAAGCAGAGUAUUGGGCUGUUUCUGCCAAGUCAGGAGACGGUGUCAGGGAUUUCUUCUUCCGCGUGGCCUCUCUGACAUUUGAGGCAAACGUUUUGUCCGAGAUCGAGAAAAGUGGCACGAGGCACACCGGUGACAUCAUCAGGCUCACGGACAGCACCGAAGCUGAUUGCCAACCGACCAAGAGGAAGUCCAGCUGCUGCUGAUGAGAGAACGGCCGCUCGCACACAUUAUCCCGUCCACACAGCCGCCAAUAACCAGCGCGGUGAGGGGGGGGGGGGGAAUUGAAUUAAACUCAGCACGCUCAUUGUGGAUGUCAUGAAUCGACCCUGUCAGUAGCAGUGCAGUGUCUGCGUGAGCUGCAUUUGUGUUGUCGCGCUAACGGCCUUAGAGGAGGUUGUACGUAAUGAAUUACAAGUCCAGGCUGUAACCCACAAGAAGGCCUCUAUCUAAUGUUUUUGGACUGCUGGCUGGACAAAUAAAGCCCUGUGAGCCGGUUAUAUACUUCAUCAAGAAAGAACGAUAAUUCGGAGAUAUUUUAGGCCUGAGCUUUGAUAAACGCGGUCUGUGGCAACCUUUCUCUCACACAUUGGAGAACAAAUCAGCAACACACUUUAUACGCCGUUAUUUUGUUUUUCUUCCUCACUGCUCUUCCUCACGCGUCUGUGCUGCUGAUGAUGAGGAGGAGCAUGCGCCGGCUCCCAUGACCGCAGUAAUACCCACAACGCCUCCCUCUUCUCGGAGAUAACUGCUCCCAUGAUCUGGAGAAAGGAGGGAUUGUUCCCAAGGACUGAAACAAACAGGAAGUCACAUCUGGGACUAACAGUCCUCAUAAGUCUGCAUAUGUCCUCUUGCCACAUUUUUAUUACACCUCAUUAUGAAUUGUGAAUAAAUAGCUUUUGAUCACUGUAUUGUCCUGUUGAAUUCAAAAAGAA